CUGGUGGGAGGAAUCCUCUUGGAAGGAAAGAGCUGUUAGGUUGAGUCAAGGUUCAAUUGAAGAAAAUAAACCACUCGCAGAAAACGUCGAUGCCAUGCUCUAGAAGCUUCGCACUUCAAUGAAGUUUUCAACUGGCUGACUACCUUCGAGAGACACAGGUAAUGAUUCCGCUGGCGAGAGUGAGAUAGGGAGAUUGUUUUGGCCGGCAGCUUGUCGGAUGGUUUGGAAACUCAGUUAAAAGAAUGCACCACAACCAACAAUACUCCUUGGUCCUUGAUUGAUCGAUAAUCAGCCGACGGGGAGCUCAACAUGCAAUAAAGUUCAUUGAAACUGUUCUCAAUGUGACAUUUAUACUGAAUUAAUAUUAAUGACUGGAUCUCGAUUCUCUCGUCAAUCCCGUUCAGAGCAUGAGAGUAGCAAAGUUAUGCCUGCUGCCAUCAUGGGUGGGGAUGAAAAGGGUGAAGCGCAAUCGAGCGAUCCAAUCGAAAAAGUCACAGAUACGGAUUGGGAUGAAUUCUUAAGAAGCAACAAUCACUCGAAUAUCAGGAGUAAACUAAGGAGUGUUUCGCUGGGCGACAGGAUAUCUCUAAAAAGAAAAGGAAAAAAUCCCACCUCGCACACAGUUUUUUAUUCCGUCUUAAAGAACACCACGAAUGGUGACCAAAUCCUUCUAGAUGUGUUGGAUGAGUGCGUUUCAGCCACAAUGGAAGACGAGAAUGAUCCCAAGUAUGCAGUUCAAAUCGAUUUGAGUCCAAUUUUGGCGGGAGGCGAAGAUGCCAACCAGAUUGAUGUAGUGAAAGAUAUGUUGGAAUUCAAAAACACGCCAGCCAAGGAAGUGCUCAAGCAUCCGGUGAUGGAAACUUUUCUAGAUCUGAAAUGGAGGAAGAUCAAGAACUUGGUCAUGAUCAACUUCGCCAUCUAUUUCAUCUUCCUAUUGUCCUACUCGUUGUUUCUGGGUAAUAUGUUUUAUAGGCAAGACAGAAAUCGAUCGGUCAAGCUCAGUGACCUAACAGUGCAAAACAAUCGCAUUGUAUUUCCAUCCGAUUUUCAAGAGGUCGCCACCGACUCCGACGAAGAACCUUUCGUGAAGCGUAGCUUUCUUCAAUGUUUGACCUCAAACAAUGAGCAUUUCGACUGGACUUGCGUUGUCGAAGUGAUCAUGGCCGUGUCCAUAUUCCUCCUUUUGGCGCAAGAAAUACUUCAGUGCUAUGCUUUAGGUGGGCGACAGUACUUUCGGGAAUUGGAGAAUUCCCUCGAACUCGCUGUUUUGAUCUUGGCCAGCAUUGGCCUCGGAGUCCAGAGUGAUAUGGGUGCUUUGAAGUGGGUGUCGGCCUUUGGAAUCACCUUAGGUUACCUCCAGCUCAUUUUCCUCAUGGGCCGCUAUCCGUUCUUGGGGGGCAGUAUUAGUCUAAUGUUUUACAGCAUCAUAAGACGCCUGGCCCGAAGUCUGAGUAAUUUCCUGGUCCUGGUUGUGGGAUACUCCUUCGGGUUCUUCAUCAUGUUCCAAGACAAAGAAGACCAUUAUUUUCAAAAUCCUCUGAAAGCAUUUGUGCGCACUCUCACGAUGGUAUUUGGCGAAUUUGAAUUCACACAAAUGUAUGAUGCCCACUCCGAAGAUAAGUAUUCGUUGAUGUUCACCAUGGUACUUUUAGUAUCUUUGGCAGUUAUGGGCUCAUUGGUGUUGAUCAACUUAAUCGUUGCUUUGAUUGUCUCGGACAUCCACGAACUUCAAGAGCAAGCUCGAUUACAAGAGUUGGUGAACAAGGCCCAACAUGUGGUACACAUUGAUAGUCUUUUGGAUUAUGUGUUCCGGUGUUGUUCCCAAAUUCGAGGACGUCUGCGCAUUUCAAACCAGGUGCGGAUUUGUGCCCACAACUUGUGUAAUUGUGACGCAAGAAAGAUCCGAUCUCAAAUUGCUAAAGAUUUGAAACUAAUCGUUCACAAAAGAAGCAUUUUGAAAGAAAUCGAAGACUUGACCACUGGCUCGACAGAGGAAAGGUACGUUGAAGACAUGACCAACGCCAUGAUGAGAUUGGGGCGACAAAACAAACAGCGUUUGGCACAAUCCAGUACGAAUGUAUUCACUGCUUUGGCUGAAAUCUUGAUCGAUGGGAGCAUGGAAAGAUGCAAAUGAACACUUCAAAAACCAAGCCUCCGCCGUCAUUUCAUUACCAGAGCAUGUCAGUGUGUGUGCGGUAAUCUUGGAGAACACUCCUGAAACCGGCCUGGCCUGCCUUAGAGUUAUGAACAAGUUGAUCGACGCCAUUCAAAGGAUCCACUGACCCUCGGCGAAGGCGUUUACAAUGCGAAAUUUACAGUAUGUGAACACUGUACAUCAUGUGAAUUACAUAAUUCUAUGUUGCCUAAACCACAACAUUCACACUCACACAUAAA
This is a messenger RNA of Tigriopus californicus, 2394 nucleotides long. RefSeq names its product transient receptor potential channel pyrexia-like. Lineage: Eukaryota; Metazoa; Arthropoda; Copepoda; Harpacticoida; Harpacticidae. Gene Ontology annotation, molecular function: monoatomic ion channel activity. Gene Ontology annotation, biological process: transmembrane transport; monoatomic ion transport. The record is from RefSeq and is a predicted model, not a curated record. Bases 368 to 2134 code for a protein of 588 amino acids. Gene Ontology annotation, cellular component: membrane. The transcript is spliced from 5 exons.